Messenger RNA from Cyprinus carpio (common carp), 3682 nucleotides. RefSeq names its product FERM, ARH/RhoGEF and pleckstrin domain protein 1 (gene farp1). The record is from RefSeq and is a predicted model, not a curated record. Gene Ontology annotation, molecular function: guanyl-nucleotide exchange factor activity; cytoskeletal protein binding. Gene Ontology annotation, cellular component: cytoskeleton. NCBI's taxonomy places the organism in Eukaryota, Metazoa, Chordata, Actinopteri, Cypriniformes, Cyprinidae.
UUCGUGAGGCUGUAGUGCUGGUGUUGGAGGCUGGAGGCGGUGUUUUAUUGUAUGAAAUCAGUUUGGGAUCAGUUCAGUCAUGGCGUCUGGGAAGACGGUGGACUGCAGCGCCUCCCGCAAAUAACCGCAAACGAGCCGACUUACCGCGACUCCCGCCGCUGCUCUGCGCGUUACUUCCGCGGAAUAUCAUUCAACAACAUAGUUACAGAGCUAUCCAGACCCACGGAGUGUUCAUUCAGCAGUACAGGUAGGUUUGCAGCAGUAUGGUGGAGCCAGAAGAGCGGCCCUCAGUGGCGGGCCAGAGGCUUGGGGCCCCUGAGAGCAUGGGCAUCAGUACGCUGGAGCCUGGUCAGCGGCCCCCCACCAUGCCCCCCGGCAGACAGGUCUCCAUCCGGGUCCAGAUGCUGGAUGACACUCAGGAAGUCUUUGAGGUCUCGCAACGGGCUCCAGGGAAGGUGCUGUUUGACCUGGUUUGUGCUCACCUGAACCUCAUCGAGGGCGAUUACUUCGGUCUGGAGUUUCAGGACCAGCGUAAAAUGACCGUCUGGCUGGAUCUGCUGAAGCCGACUCUAAAGCAGAUCAGACGACCCAAGAACACCAUCCUGCGCUUCGUGGUGAAGUUCUUUCCUCCUGAUCACUCGCAGCUGCUAGAGGAGCUGACCAGGUAUCUUUUCGCCUUGCAGAUCAAGCAUGACCUGGCCUGUGGACGUUUGACCUGCAAUGAAAGCAGCGCCGCCCUGCUGGUGUCUCAUAUAGUGCAAUCUGAGAUUGGAGACUUUGACGAGGUGCAGUGCAAACAACAUCUGCUCAACAACAAGUACAUUCCCGAGCAGGACGCACUGAUGGACAAGAUCAUUGAAUACCAUCGGAAACACGUCGGGCAAACACCAGCUGAAUCGGACUACCAACUUUUGGAGAUCGCACGGAGACUUGAGAUGUACGGAGUGCGUCUUUACCCGGCAAAAGAUCGUGAGGGUACGAAGCUCAGCCUCGCCGUGGCCCAUUCUGGUGUGCUAGUCUUUCAGGGACACACCAAAAUAAAUGCUUUCAACUGGUCUAAAGUCCGCAAGCUGAGCUUCAAAAGGAAGCGCUUUCUCAUAAAACUACGACCUGACUUAAAUCAAAGUAACUGUCAGGAUACUCUGGAGUUUAUGAUGGGAAGCAGGGACUGCUGCAAGGUGUUUUGGAAGAUUUGUGUGGAGUAUCAUGCCUUUUUCCGCCUGUUCGAAGAACCCAAACCCAAGCCCAAACCGGUUUUGUUCACCAGGGGUUCUUCUUUCAGGUUCAGUGGCCGCACACAAAGGCAGGUGAUUGAUUAUGUAAAGGACUCAGAAUUCAAAAAGGUUCCUUUUGAAAGAAAACACAGUAAAAUCCAGUCUAACAGCGGCCUUUCUCCAUUCCCACCCAGGCUGUGUGUCGAGGGUCAAGGAGAGAGUAAUGCCAGUGCUUCAGGACACCAGGCGGACUCACCUGUUGGGCGCACCCAAGUGACUGUUGAAAACCCGGCUCUCCAGCAUUACACUGGGAGCCUAACCUCACAGACCAACGGAUGCCGAAACGGGACCCACGAUGAGGCGGAUGCUCGAUUAAAGCCAUCCCCAUCCAAGCAGCAGGCCGAGCAUCUGAGCACAGGUCUAGCAUCGCAUGCUGCCAAGGGUCCAGUUUCCAGGAGCCCUCAGCACAGCGAGUCUCCGUCUGCAGGCCAGGUGAUGGUGAAUGGCCAGAAACAGAGUCUCAGCCUGGGCCAAAGUCCAGACAGACGGCAGCCUUCGCCUCUCACCAGCCCCUUACUGACGGACGCUGGUUUCGUCCGCACAGACGACGAGGACGAGGUUCGGAGGAAGAGGUUCCCGACUGAUAAAGCGUACUUCAUCGCCAAAGAGCUCCUGACCACAGAGAGGACGUAUCUGAAGGAUCUGGAGGUCAUUACCGUGUCCUUUCAGAAGUCUGUAGGGAAGGACGAGGCCAUGCCGGACUCCUUGAGGAAUCUAAUAUUUGCCAAUUUUGAACCAGUGUAUAAAUUCCACGAGACGUUCCUGAAUGACGUGGAGCAGCGUCUGGCUCAGUGGGAAGGUAGAUCUAACGCACACAUCAAAGGAGACUACCAGCGCGUUGGAGAUGUCAUGCUGAAGAACAUCCAGGGUUUGAAGCUGCUCACGGCUCAUCUUCAGAAGCAUUCGGAGGCGCUGCUGGAGCUGGAGCGGACGUGUCGCUCGUCCCGGAGGCUGGAGGGUCUGUGUCGAGACUUCGAGCUGCAGAAGGUGUGUUACCUGCCGCUCAACAUCUUCUUCCUGCGGCCGCUGCAUCGCCUCAUGCACUACAAACAGAUCCUGGAGCGCCUGUGCAAACACUAUCCACCAACACACGACGACUUCAGAGACUCGCGAGCUGCGCUCGCGGAUAUUUCUGAGAUGGUCGUGCAGCUUCACGGCACCCUCAUCAAGAUGGAGAACUUCCAGAAGCUUCUCGAGCUCAAGAAAGACCUCACUGGCGUCGAGGAUCUCGCCAUUCCUGGACGGGAGUUUAUCAGGCUUGGUUGUCUCAGCAAACUCUCUGGAAAAGGUCUACAGCAGAGAAUGUUCUUCCUGUUCAAUGAUGUUCUGAUGUACACGAGUCGAGGGAUGACAGCCUCCAAUCAGUUCAAAGUGAACGGCCAGCUUCCUCUGUACGGCAUGACGAUCCGUGAGAGCGAGGACGAGUGGGGCGUCCCACAUUCCUUCACUCUGUUUGGACAGAGACAGUCCGUCGUCGUGGCCGCCAGCUCAGCGUCUGAGAUGGAGAAGUGGGUGGAGGACAUCAAGAUGGCCAUUGAACUGGCGGACAAAUGCAACGGCUCCUCGGCUGAGAUCCUGUCCAGCAGUUUCACGGACAGCAAAUCCCCUGAGGAAUCUAGCGCCGACCAGGAGUCAGAAGACGACCUGAGCGCCUCGCGGACGUCUCUGGAGCGGCAGACGCCUCACCGUGGUAACACCACGGUUCACGUGUGCUGGCAUCGCAACACCAGCGUGUCCAUGGUGGAUUUUAGCGUAGCUUUAGAGAAUCAGCUCUCUGGGAAUCUUCUGAGAAAGUUCAAAAACAGCAACGGCUGGCAGAAGUUAUGGGUGGUCUUCACCAACUUCAGCCUGUUCUUCUACAAAACCCACCAGGAUGAGUUUCCUCUGGCCAGUCUUCCUCUGCUGGGAUACUCCAUCACCGUUCCCUCAGAGUCCGAGAACAUCCACAAAGACUACGUCUUCAAGCUUCAUUUCAAAUCACACGUCUACUAUUUCAGAUCUGAGAGCGAGUACAGCUUUGAGAGGUGGAUGGAGGUGAUCCGCAGCGCCACCUGCUCAUCCAGUCACAUCCGCUCUCUGAGCCGCAAAGAGCCACACGUCUACUGACCAAAGACUGUUCUCAAUCAGGUCCUCUCUACACACUUUAACACGGUUCUUAUGGAAGUUUUUCGUGUGCUAUAUCCUUGUUUCACUUUAUUGUGAAGGCUUUGAAGGGUUGAGAUGGAGGUCAGUGCCAAACACUUCCAGAUCUACAGUUCCUUUCAGUGUGCAAAGACACAGUCCUCGUUCAUCAAACUCAAGAGCUCAUUCCUGUAAAUCGUGCAUAACAUUUACAAGAAAGCUUUCAGGAAUGGUUUAUUGACUUGAAUGCAGUGGUUAUGUUGAAUGCGAUGAUUUGUUCUUAUGAA